Molecule: messenger RNA, 6326 nt
Organism: Condylura cristata (star-nosed mole)
Lineage: Eukaryota; Metazoa; Chordata; Mammalia; Eulipotyphla; Talpidae
Gene: ZNF638
Product: zinc finger protein 638
Exons: 27
Coding region: 299-6073 (1924 amino acids)
Biological process (GO): regulation of RNA splicing
Cellular component (GO): nucleus
Molecular function (GO): zinc ion binding; mRNA binding
Source: RefSeq, a predicted model, not a curated record
UGCGUGCGGCUCUGGAGGCGGUAGCUUCUUCGGCGUCGAGACCUGGAGGCUGAGUGCUAAAUUGUGGGGCGCAAAUGGGAUCCGGCUGUUAGUCGGCUUUGUGUUAUUCUUGGAAAAUUUCGCACCACUUGUGAAUUCCUUGAACCUGGGCAUUGCAAACCCACUUCUGUUGGGCCCAUCUCCUUUGCACUUUGCUCAGAUUAAGACUCAGUUGGCGCUUCAGCAGCUGAAUGCCGUUGCCUCACAUAGUUCAGCACCACCUUAUACCUUAUUAAAUCAGGCUUUCUUGAAAAUAGCCAUGUCGAGACCCAGGUUUAAUCCUCGAGGGAACUUUCCACUUCAGAGGCCACGAGCACCUAACCCUUCUGGGAUGAGGCCUCCAGGACCAUUUAUGAGGCCUGGAUCUAUGGGUCUUCCAAGAUUCUACCCAGCAGGGAGAGCCCGUGGCAUUCCACACAGAUUUGCUGGCCAUGAAUCUUAUCAGAACAUGGGACCACAGAGAAUGAAUGUUCAGGUAACUCAACACCGAACUGAUCCAAGAUUGACCAAAGAAAAAUUGGAUUUUCAUGAAGCACAACAAAAGAAGGGGAAGCCUCAUGGUAGCCGGUGGGAUGAUGAGCCUCAUUUAUCUGCAUCAGUGGGAGUGAAACAGAGUUCUAUAACACAGGUUACAGAGCAGAGUCCUAAAGUGCAGAGCCGCUAUACAAAAGAGAGUGCCUCAAGUAUCUUAGCAAGUUUUGGAUUAUCUAAUGAAGACUUAGAAGAACUUAGUCGUUAUCCUGAUGAACAGCUAACACCUGAAAACAUGCCAUUAAUUUUAAGGGAUAUAAGAAUGAGAAAAAUGGGGCGUCGAUUACCUAAUUUACCUUCUCAGAGCAGAAAUAAAGAAACGCUUGGUAGUGAGGCAGUUUCAAGUAAUGUGAUUGAUUAUGGGCAUGCAAGCAAAUAUGGCUACACAGAAGAUCCACUUGAAGUACGUAUUUAUGAUCCUGAAAUUCCAACUGAUGAGGUCAAGAAUGAAUUUCGGUCACAGCAGAGCAUUUCUGCAUCUGUUCCAGCUCCAAAUGUGAUAUGUAAUUCUAUGUUUCCUGUGGAAGAUGUGUUUCGACCGUUGGAUUUCCCCAGUGAGUCCUCCAAUAAUCAAUCUUUUUUCUCAGUUGAGAGUGGAACCAAGAUGUCAGGCUUACACAUUUCAGGAGGACAGUCAGUCCUUGAACCUGUAAAAUCUGUUAGCCAAUCAGUUAACCAGACAAUGAACCAGUCUCUGAUUCCUUCCUCUAUGAACCAGCAACCUUUUUCAUCAGACUUAAUUUCAGCUGUAAGCCAACAAGAACGAAUCCCCCACGAACCUGUGAUUAAUUCAUCUAAUGUACAUGGACCAUCAGGAGGAAGUAAAAAGAAUUACCAGUCAGAGGCUGACAUUCCCAUUCAGUCUCCCUUUGGGAUUGUGAAAGCAUCAUGGCUACCAAAGUUUUCACAUGCUGAUGCCCAGAAGAUGAAGAGACUUCCAACACCUUCUAUGAUGAAUGAUUAUUAUGCAGCAUCUCCAAGAAUAUUUCCACAUUUGUGUUCUCUGUGUAACGUAGAAUGUAGUCAUUUGAAGGAUUGGAUUCAGCAUCAAAACACAUCCACUCAUAUUGAGAGCUGUCGACAGUUACGUCAACAGUAUCCUGAUUGGAAUCCUGAGAUCCUCCCAUCAAGAAGAAAUGAAGGCAAUAGGAAAGAAAAUGAAACUCCAAGAAGACGUUCUCAUUCCCCCAGUCCUAGACCUUCCAGGAGAUCAAGCUCAAGUCACAGAUUGCAUCGAUCUCGAAGCCCAAUGCGUUAUAUAUAUAGACCAAGAAGUCGAAGCCCUAGAAUUUGCCAUCGUUUCAUUUCUAGAUACAGAUCUAGAUCCCGUUCACCAUAUCGAAUGAGAAAUUUGUAUAGAGGUAGUCCAAAAUGCUACCGAUCAGUUAGCCCUGAAAGAACGUUACGGAAACCUGUGCGAUCAUCAGAUAGAAAAAAAGCUUUAGAAGAUGUAAUACAACGAUCUGGGCAUGGGUCAGAAUCCAAUAAACAGAAGCAUAUUGAAGCAGUUGAUAAAGGAAACUUAGUAGCACUAAAGCCUAAAACUGGUAGUGGAUCAAAAACAUCAGUUAAAUCAACAACCUCUACCAAGAAUGAUACAAAUUUAGGACAUUCUACACGUUACAAAUCUAAGAAUGUUGAAGACGACACGUUACCAGAAUCUAAACAGGUUUCUGAUAAAACUGUUUCUCUCCAGCGUAAGCUUCGGAAAGAUCAGUCUUUGCAUUAUAGUUCAGUUGUUCUUAUAUCUGAAUUACCAGAGGAUGGCUGUACUGAAGAAGAGAUUAGAAAACUGUUUCAACCAUCUGGAAAAAUUAAAGAUGUCCUUAUUGUUCCAUAUAGAAAGGAGGCUUACAUAGAAAUGGAAUUUAAAGAGACAGUUACUGCAGUCAUGAAGUACUUUGAAACAACACCUAUUCUUAUAAAAGGGAAAACUGUGAAAAUAUCUUUUCCAGGAAAGAAAAAAACACAGAACAAAGAAGUAAAGAAAAAGAUAUCAGAUUCAAAGAAAGCAUCUGCUGCUACUUUAAAAAAAGAUACAGAGGCUUCCAAAGCUGUUGAAACUGUGACUUCAGCUUCUGCUAACAAAACUGGACAGACCAAGACAACUGUAACCAAACUGAAUAAAUCUUCAGGAAAGUCAGCAGGUUCUGUAAAAUCUGUGGUAACAGUAGCUGCUAAAGGUAGUAAAGCUUCAAUCAAAACAGCAAAGUCUGGUGGAAAGAAGUCUUUGGAAGUCAAAAAGGCUGGCAUUGUCAAAAACAAAGACACCAAUAAAAUUAUGACACUUAUUCAAGGAAACUCUGAAAUAAAGACCAGAGUGGAAGGCAAAGUCAUUGAAAAUAAUGCUAAAGAAAUGAUUUCAGAAGCUGCUUUGGAGACCACAGAAGAUGAACCAGUUAAUAAGGCAUUUAUAGAAAUAAAUAGAAAAUCCGCAGAUUCUAUGGUAAACUUUUAUACAUGCUUCCCAAUAUCAAUGGAUGGAAACCAACUCUCAAUAAGUAUGACGUCAGAAAACAUGAACAUAGAAGAUGAGGAAGCUAUAUUUGCAACCUUGAUUAAAGAAAGUGACCCAGAGGCAAAUAUAGAUAAAAUUUACAGUCAAUUUGUACAUCUUGAUAACUUACCAGAAGAUGGACUUCAGUGUGUACUUAGUGUUGGACUUCAGUUUGGAAAAGUGGAUCACCACAUAUUCCUGAGUAAUAAAAACAAGGCAAUUCUUCAGCUCGAUAGUCGUGAGUCUGCUCAUUCAAUGUACAGCUUUCUGAAACAAAAUCCACAAAACAUAGGGGACCAUGUCCUGACCUGCACAUUAUCUCCAAAGGUUGGUUCAUCAGAGACUCAAGCUGAGAAAGACCCAGAACUAGGAAGAAAAAGCUCUGACUUGAAAAACAGUCCUGUUGAUGAAAGUGAGGUGCAGACAGCAGCUGAUAGUCCCCCUGGUAAACCUAGUGAGGUUGAAGAAGAAACAGUUCUCAACAUUCAAACAGAAACUUCUAUACAACAGGAAGAACCUUGUGAGGAAGAACCUGAAAAAGUGCUAUGUGACACUCACUUUACUAUUGAAACAUUGGAAGUUGAAACUCAAGAAGAAGAGCUCAAAGUGGAAAUUCCUCUUGUAGCAUCCACUCCAUCCAGUAUUGAAUUAUUCACUGAAAAUAUAGAGGAAUCUGUUUUAAGUCAGCAGGUAUAUGCUAGUGACUUUGAUAAGGAAGAGGCAGAGAUUAUUAACCCUGAAACAGAAUUGUCAACAUCUGACAGUGCGUUUGUGGAUGAGAGGAAUAUCAAAAGAAUUCUGGAAGAAUCUCCGUCUGAUGCAGAAGAUUUCUUUUCUGGGAUUACACAGUCUAUGAUAGAAACUGUAGCUGAAGUGGACAAACAUGAAGCUGAUUCAGAAGUAGUGCCAUCUGCUUGUGUUAGGACCUUAGUACCAGGAAUUUCUCCUCGGGAUGAGAAGUCUGUGAACAAAAAAGGAAUUUCUGAGAUUAGUAAUAUGGGUGAAAAGGAGGAGAAUGAAUGCAGUAUUAAGGAAACUAGAAUGGAUCUGCAGAUAGGAAUAGAGAAGCCUGAAAAAAGUGAUGCUAGGAUGAUGAUAGAGAAGUUGGAAAAGAUUAUGACAGCCGUGAAAGAAAAGCCUGCUGAAAAUAUUAUCAAGGUAUAUCCAAAUAAAGGAAUAGGUCUGAUCAAUAAGCCUGAUGAAACUAGUAAAACUAGUGUGCUGGCUACAUCAAAUGCAUCUAGCAGUAAAUCAAGUGUCAAGGUUGGUAUGGUCUCUUCUCCAAAAGCAAAAGCUACAACUUCAAGCUCUGAAAAUCAGAAAAAUUUUCUGAGAUCUGUAUUCACAGAAAAGAAACUUUCAGCUAAGGAGUUGAGUCUGUUUAAAUCUACAAGUGCCAAAUCAGGCUUGGCUGAAAGCAGCAGUAAAUUCAAAUCUACUCAGAGUGGUGUUACCAGAGGAAGCAGUGGAAGAAUCUCAGCCCUGCAAGGCAAGGAUUCUAAAGUGGAUUACAGGGAUGUUACAAAACAGUCUCAGGAAACAGAGGCUAGAUCUUCUACCAUGAAACGGGAUGACAGCAACAAUAAGACUUUGGCUGGGCAAAACACUAAGAAUCCUAAAAGCACCACUGCUAGAAGUUCUAAAUCUAAAGAGGAGUUACUAUUAUUUUCAUUUAAUUUGGAUGAACUUGUUACUGUGGAUGAGGUUAUAGAGGAUGUAAGUCCUUUUCAAGCCAAGCAGAAUACACUAAAGGGUAAAAGGAAAGAAGCUAUCAAAAAUAACCCUUUUUCUGAACUUAACUUAAAGAAGAAAAAGGGAAAACCUUCUGCCUCUCGUGUUGUUGAGGGAGAACUAUCCUUUGUAACCUUGGAUGAGAUCGGGGAAGAGGAAGAUGCACAUCUAGCACAGGCUCUUGUCACUGUGGAUGAAAUCAUCGAUGAAGAAGAGCUUAAUGUGGAAGAAAUGGUAAAAAAUUCAAAUUCUCUUCUUACACUAGAUGAAUUAAUUGAUCAAGAUGAUUGCAUUUCCGGUGAACCUAAAGAUGUUACUGUAUUGUCAGUGGCAGAAGAACAAGAUCUUCUGAAACAGGAACGGUUGGUAACUGUGGAUGAAAUUGGAGAAGUAGAAGAGUUACCUUUAAACGAGUCUGCUGAUAUAAGUUUUGCCACUUUAAAUACUAAAGUAGAUGAGGGAAGUACUGGAAGGGAAGCCAUUGGAUUCAUUUCUUCCCAGAUGCCUGAAGACCCUUCUACUUUAGUUACAGUAGACGAAAUACAGGAUGACAGCAGUGAACUGCAUUUAGUGACUUUGGAUGAAGUAACUGAAGAGGAUGAAGAUUCUUUGGCAGAUUUUAACAAUCUUAAAGAAGAACUUAAUUUUGUUACUGUUGAUGAAGUUGGAGAGGAAGAAGAUGGAGACAAUGAUUUAAAAGUUGAAUUAGCACAAAGAAAGAAUGACCAUCCUGCAGAUAAAAGAGGGGAUAGAAAAAAAAGAGGUAUGGACACAAAGAAAGCAAAACUUGAAGCCUUAUCCCACGUGGGUCCACUAAAUGAGAAUGUUAUGGAAGAAGAUCUAAAAGCCAUGAUUGAAAGACACUUCAUAGACUUUCUUUUUAAAGCUAAAACACCAACCAAGAAAGGUAGAAUUGGGAAAAUGCCGCAAUCGGAAAAAGCUAUUGCCACAGAACUAGCAAAAGGAGAAGAGGCCUUCCAGAUGAGUGAAGUUGAUGAAGAUUCUGAAUUCAAGGAUUCAGAACCAGAACGAAAACGCAAGAAGACUGAAGACUCUUUAGAAAAAUCAGUGGCACCUGAUGUCCCUGAAGAUUUAGAUUUUCUUGUGCCGAAGGCUGGAUUCUUCUGUCCAAUAUGUUCCCUCUUCUACUCAGGUGAAAAAGCAAUGACAAAUCACUGCAAGAGUACACGUCAUAAGCUAAAUACAGAGAAAUUCAUGGCCAAGCAAAGAAAGGAAAAGGAACAGAAUGAGGCUGAAGAAAGAAGCUUCAGGUGAUUGGGGAAACUGGGAAAGAAUUCAUUAGAAAUUUGGUUAGGGUCCAGUUGAUUUGUGUAUUUUUGUUACCACUUAAUUUGUAAUUUUUGUUUCAGAAACAGAUAUUCAUGUUGUACAAAUUUCUGAUUGCCCUUGAUGUAGGAGACUGAUGGGGAAAGUAUGAUGUGUUUGAUUUUUAUAUCAAAUCAUCAGGCAUGGAGAAAUAUCUUUUAGAAGUGUUAAAAUAAAUGUUCCUACUGUAUAUUUAAAAUAC